This is a messenger RNA of Pungitius pungitius (ninespine stickleback), 3358 nucleotides long. RefSeq names its product potassium voltage-gated channel subfamily A regulatory beta subunit 1b (gene kcnab1b). NCBI's taxonomy places the organism in Eukaryota, Metazoa, Chordata, Actinopteri, Perciformes, Gasterosteidae. The record is from RefSeq and is a predicted model, not a curated record. Gene Ontology annotation, biological process: negative regulation of delayed rectifier potassium channel activity; transmembrane transport; potassium ion transport. Bases 691 to 1890 code for a protein of 399 amino acids. The transcript has 15 exons. Gene Ontology annotation, molecular function: transmembrane transporter binding; potassium channel regulator activity; voltage-gated potassium channel activity. Gene Ontology annotation, cellular component: extrinsic component of cytoplasmic side of plasma membrane; membrane; voltage-gated potassium channel complex.
UCUCUCUCUCUCUCUCUCUCUCUCCACACAGCGCUGCUACUCGCCUCCUCACUGCAUCUGUCCUCUUCUCCCUGAAGUGAGGUGCCAUGCAUCCUGCUCUCUCCCCUACCUCCUCCUCCUCCGCCUCCUCCUCCUCUCCACUUGUCUCUCACCAUUCCAGGGUGUCUUUAUCAAGCAGAGCGUUCCCGCUGCAAAGCCGGGCACCAUAAAACCAGUGUUACUUGCUCGGGGGACUUUGGAGACGAGGCUGAGGACAGCUGCUGGAGACGCUGCUGCUGCCGCCGUUUUUUGUUGGGACGCGGAUCUGUGCCAGGUCUCUCUGCUCGCUCUGUAGCAACGCUUCAUUCCUCUCAUUGUUGCAGGAGGACACACGUCAACCAAGAACCUCUUCUGUGUUUCUCAGAGACCACCCACUGUGUGUGGAGUAAGACCGACGAAGGAUCUCUGCUUCAACUCAGUCUCGAGGUUCUUCUCCUACAAGAAACUGAGACCUGGGAUUUCCGAAUGAGAUUCAGCGGCAGCAGGCAGGCAGGCUGGCAUGGACCCCAGACUUCCAACUCCACAUAAGACCAACAAGGACAAAGCCUAAGCCCCACGGGGGGAAACCAACACGGUUGUUAAGCGCUCUGAGGACACGUACAGAUCCUCGUUUGUCUCGGGAGCAGCUCGCAGCAGCCUUUGCCAACAGCCAUGCAGGUGUCCUUCGCGUGUACGGACCACGGGCUGAAGGCUCCGCGUAACGGCGAGCACAGCAAGCAGAACGCCGCCGGCACCAACACAGCCAGCCAGGCCCGGGCCCGCUUCCGCACCGUGGCCCUGAUAGCUCGCAGCCUGGGCUCCUUCACCCACCGCUACCACCACAACCUCAAGGAGUCCACCGCCAAGCUCACCGGCAUGAAGUACCGGAACCUGGGGAAAUCUGGGUUGCGUGUCUCCUGUCUGGGACUUGGCACAUGGGUAACGUUUGGAGGUCAAAUCUCCGAUGAGGUGGCAGAGCAGCUGAUGACCAUUGCCUAUGAGAGCGGAGUCAACCUGUUCGACACGGCAGAAGUCUACUCUGGCGGGAAAGCAGAGAUAAUCCUGGGAAACAUCAUCAAGAAAAAGUGCUGGAGGAGAUCUAGCUUGGUGAUCACCACAAAGCUUUACUGGGGGGGGAAAGCCGAGACGGAGAGAGGCCUCAACAGAAAACACAUCAUUGAAGGUUUAAGGAGUUCUCUCCAGAGGAUGCAGCUUGAGUAUGUGGAUGUGGUCUUUGCAAACCGGCCAGACAGCAACACUCCCAUGGAGGAGAUAGUGAGGUCGAUGACUCAUGUGAUCAACCAGGGGAUGUCCAUGUACUGGGGGACAUCCCGGUGGUCUGCAAUGGAGAUCAUGGAAGCAUAUUCUGUGGCGAGACAGUUUAAUCUAAUUCCACCAGUGUGUGAGCAGGCAGAGUAUCACUUCUUCCAGAGGGAGAAAGUGGAAACUCAGCUGCCAGAGCUGUAUCAUAAGAUAGGUGUGGGUGUGGUAUCGUGGUCACCUUUGGCCUGUGGAAUCAUCACCGGGAAAUACGAGAAUGGCGUCCCUGAGUCCUCCAGGGCCUCAAUGAAGCCAUACCAAUGGUUGAGGGAGAAAAUACUGAGUGAGGAUGGGAGGAAACAACAAGCCAAGCUAAAGGAACUGACUUAUAUUGCGGAGAAGCUCGGAUGUACUUUGCCGCAGCUGGCCAUAGCCUGGUGUCUGAGGAACGAGGGAGUAAGCUCAGUGCUGCUGGGAUCCUCCAAUCCAAUCCAGCUGACAGAGAACCUGGGAGCCAUUCAGGUAAUUCCAAAAAUGACAGCAGGCAUUGCCUCAGAAGUGGACCAUGUACUGGGAAAUCGCCCUCACAGUAAAAAGGACUACCAGCAUUAAAAUGGACAUGUUUAUGUUAACUAUGCUCCAAAAGUGUAUUAAGCUCAUUUCUCACAGCCAUGGCACCAUUAGCGUGAUUCCAACUUUGCUUGUGUACGCGUCUGACUGUAUGUGUGACUCUGUAAAGUGUUCCGCUUGGCUCCUUCUCUGUAUGACGAUCUACCAGUACUCAUUAUUGUAGUCUGAGCUACAGCUAUGCAAGCCGGGCCACAGGACUGGACGACAGUUAGAAGGUCCAGGGAGAUGAUUUCGGGAGUGACACCGAGUGCAAAAAGUGGUCGGUGGCAGGUUCCGUCAUGAUGGGAAGGUGCCUUCAGAUUUAGGGACCUGCCGGGUUCGGAUGAUGGCAGCAUGGCGAUAUUCAGAGAGGCAACUCUAAAACCACAGAGGGACACAUGUAUCCACUGUGCAUGGUAUAUAACUUAAACAAGUAAAAGGAGAAACAAUUUUCCAGUGACGGCUUAAUGACAUGAGUUCAGAGGACGUACACACACGUUGUUCCCAUUAAUUAGGUAGACUGCUGUGUUUCCCCAGGUUUACAAUUUCAUCGGGGGUAGGGUUUGGCGAACGGUUUGGCCAGACUGGAGGGCAGUAGUCAGUGUGCUGCUCUCUGCGCUCUCUGUUCGCUGUUUUUUUUAUUUCCAGACUUCAUCCAGGUCCGGGGUGUCGCACCCCUGUUAUAAUGAUGGGGAAACACAGGAGUGGCUACCGUCGGUUAUCAAAACAUUGGCCAAAUGACCCGUUUCAGGCUUUAUGAGCUAAUACAGAAUACCUUUGUGUCCUUUUCUAGAGCCUCACAUUAAGACAUAUAGCACUUAAUUUAAGACGCUGUGUUGUGCCAGAUCCUCAAUAAAGUUAGAUAAAAACAUUUACGGCAAACCCAUGGUCAUCAAGAAACUCAUUUACAUGGAAUUUGCAUGAGGAGGAGGAGGAGGAGGAGGGUCCUUGUCGCUCCGUACCCAACUAAGAAAAAGCAACCUGCCACCGACCACUUUUCGCACUCCGCGCUAUAGAAUGUCGGCAGCAAAAUUGUGUUCUGCUCCAACAAGCUGCUUAACCACAAAUAAAAAAAGAAUCAUGUGAUUAGAUUAAUGGGAAAAGUUCAUAGAUGGUGUAUCAAAAUGUACCCAAUGUUACAUGAACCAACAUUACAUAGAAAAACAAUGAUGUGAAGAAAAACAAUCAAUGAUGACGUGUGGAAUUGGAUUUCAGCAGAUGACAUGUUUUCAUUUCCUUUGGCAGCUGAAGCUGGCCUGUCAACGAGAUUCAUUAUUUCAGUAUUGGAUUACCUGAAAAUGCUCACAAUGUUGCAAAUUCCAAGAGUUCAAAACAUAACUAAAUCAUGUUUUAAUGAAUCAGUACUGACUAUUAUGUAUUUUAUCCUCAUUAAGCAGCUAUGUCCAUUAUUUUUUCAUCCCAUGUUGUAAUCAUAUUCUUUUUCACUUAUUUAAAAGUCCAAUAUUGUGAA